GUUGAUGUUCUGUUGCUGGCUUUCGUCCAGCGAACUUUGCGAUAUGUUUUUCCCACUUUUUCCCUUAUAGAUCAAUAUAUCCUAUACUAUCCGCUUAUCUUGCGGUAAUCUCUCUUGCUUUCUGCCCCCACACGCUGGCCGUACACACUAACUACACGCAGCGUCCCCGCUGUCGCACUCGUUAGACCCCUCACAUUCCUUAUGGCCCAACUGCUAGCUCCUAAGGCCCCGGAUCCUGGGCGUAUCUCACAGAUCCUGCCAACCGUCAAAUGUUCGAGUUGCAAUCAACCCGUACCCAUUUCAGAGCUUGGAGACCAUGUCUGCGCACCUCCUUCCCCUUCCUCUAAGCCACCCAUGUCUCCCCGUUCUGCUAGCUUUCUUUCGCAGAAGUAUCAGAAUAUGGUCUCUCGCUCCCAGACACCGCCGGUACCAUCUCCAUUAUCACAAGGACCUCCGCGUCAGCCAAGUCCAUUGAGUGCGCAAGCAGCGAAACCUCCAACUCAGGGAUCACCACUGCGGCCCAGAGCGCCAUCCACUGCAUCUUUGAAUGUUCCGGCGCGUCCACAACGCUCUCCUAGUCCAUCAUCCAGAGAUGGUCCCCGCAAUGGAGGCAAAGUCGCGUUUCCAACUCAUUCCGGGCCCGAAUCUCCAACAGUUACAUCUCCGCUGUCAAUGCGACAGACCUCGCGAUCUUUACGUUCUGGAUCCUCUAUUUCCAGUCGAUCUUCUACCUCUUCCCAUGUUACUUCCCCUCUUUCAUCUCGGCCGCUUGAACAACAACUACCAAUGCCAGCCAAUAUGCCUCGAACUAAUACUCCCGGUUUACGAGCACGGGCACCUUCGAAUGCAAGUGUGCGAUCUACCGCACCGUCUAUACGACAGCCAACUCAGUCCAGUCCGACCCCUUAUGUUCCUCCUCCACGUUUUGGAGGGAGUCAGAUAGGUGCAUUAUCACCAACAUCUCCGCGUCCUCGAGCUGCGACCAAUGCAGGUGCCCCUCCAGACUUCCAAACCGGACCUGAAAUUAUAUACUCUACAUCUAAUAGACUUGCCGAUGUGCCGGACUUUGCUCCCAGACCGCCAACUUCACCUGGCCCUUCCAUGCCCUCUACUGGCGGUUUCGACUUGGGCCAGGUAAUCCCUAACGGACAUCCAAUUUCUCCGGCUCAGAUGCCAUACUCACCCCCUGCACCAGACAUUGACACAAAGAUUGGUGGAGAAGCUGGUAUGGCCGGAGUUGGUCGACGAGGGUUCGCAGCCGCUGCUCGUGCAGCCAUGUUUGCGAAUAACAUGGCCAAUGCCAUGGAUGUUGGUCGGGAUGAUCAGUCGGCCGUGUUCUUGAAUAUAAACGCUGUCCAAGGUAUGGACGGGCGACGGGCGAACGCUCCCAACUUCCUAGAUAUUGCUUCUGCUAGAAACUAUGCUAAUACGCCACCACUAUCGCCUAAUUCAGGCUCGUCGCAUUCACCCCACUCUCCUCUGUCGGCUGCGUUGCCUUCCCCUGACAACGAAGGGAGAAAUAGCACAACACCAACCCUACCAACCAUCGCUUCACGCACGCCCUCUCCGUCUGGACCGGGGCGACCAUUCAUGCAAGGUGACAGGAUGAUUCCGCCAGCGCCAGAGCCACCGAAGUCUCCAUUACCUGCGACGCCAACUACACCUGUUCGACUCCCAUUUUUCGAGAAGUUCAAGAACAAGCAUCCUCCUGUUGACGUGACGCCUGAACCUGCCAAGGAAGCUUCGUCACCGCUGUCCCCAGGCGGCUCUGAGUCGAGCUUUGGAGGUCUGGCCUAUGCAGAUUCGUCGGACGACGAAGAUGAGAAGCUUCCUGCUUCGGCUCCUCCAGUCUUGAACAAGGACCUGCCUGUAAGUCCGAUUGCUAUUCCUCCUGUGCCUAAGUCUGCAAGUGGGCCCAAUAAAGUACGCUUCCCGUCUAUGUCGUCGAAGACCAGCUCUAUCCAUCAACCGGACUUUAGCUAUCCUUCCUCCUCCACCGUUUCACCGAGACUACCUCAACGGAGCCUCUCAGCCUCGACAGCAACUUCGACCUAUUCUGUUCGCUCAGCUGCAAAAUCCACUGGCGCCCUGGACCGAGCCAUGGAAACACUCUUCGAGGAAGAUGCCACUUCCACCUCGGCUUCUAGUCCCGCGAUGUUCCCCUUAACGAUCGGUGAAGGUCAUAGGGACAGCAAGCCACCAAAGUUACCAACUAGGUCACAUACCAGUCCUAUAUUAAGUGCUGGUAGACCAGAUUCUAAACAUGGAAUGGGUAAACGAAGGGCUCCGAAGGUUAGAACAUGUGUAAAGUGCGACAAGCAUGUCGAUGAUGGACGGUGGAUACAAAUGGAUGGUGGGAGUGUGCUUUGCGAUAAGUGCUGGAAGAAUAUGUAUCUUCCUAAGUGUCGUCGAUGCAACAAGACGAUCGAGAAGGCUGCGGUCUCUUCAUCUGAUGGUCAGCUUAAGGGCAAGUACCACAGGGAAUGUUUCAGCUGUUUUACUUGUCAGGUAUGGUUGAGUAUACGCCCAUAUCUGCCUUUUAUGUUAAACUGCUCGUUUCAGAAACCGUUUCCUGACAAGUCCUUCUAUGUUUUCGACGGGAAACCCUUCUGCGCCUACCAUUACCACGAAGCCAACGACUCACUCUGCGCUGCCACAGCUUGUGGUCAGCCCAUCGAGGGUCCAUGUGCUGUCUCGCAUUCAGGUGAUAAGUACCACCCCGAACACUUCACUUGUGAAUGGAGUCGCUGCAAUGAACGGUUGGCGGAAUAUUGGGAAGUCGAGGGAAGGAUGCUUUGUGAUAAGCAUGCUCAGAUCGCUAUGCGGGAAGGCGAGUUUGAAGACAAGGAUCCGUUAGACGGACUUGGACCAUUCGAGGGGAAGGCAGGAGAUGAUAGGAGGGAUAGCGUCGUGGCGAAAGCAACGAAGCGGGUGACGAGAUUCAUCGAUCUUGCGGCCCUCAAUGGAGGUGGAGGUGGAGGGGGAGAUGACAGUGGGUUACGAUAAACGGACCCGACCCCUACCACCUCUUGCCUUCUGGGGGCUAUCGUCAUGCAAACAGACCAAUGGUGCGCUUUUUCGUCAAUCAUCCAAAAGGUUUCGUGAAUAGUGGACACAGUAUCAUUCUCGUGGACGGAAGUAUACCGAUGCUUCAUUUGUAUUUCUAUCCUUUCAUACAUUCAACAUUUUCUACAACUUCUCGCAUCCUAUAUCCGGACCUUACGACAACAGUCCGUCUUACUCACAAUACCCCACUACUUUACUUCUCCCCGUUACACAACCACAACCAUGACCAACACUUUACCCCUUUUCAUCCUUCCUUCAGACUCUCAUACCCUCGUACCAUAAUUCGACUUUCUUUGGUGUACAGACUACAUUUGGGAUUUUCAGUGGACAUCUUUACUUUUAUUUCGUUCGGUUCUUUCUUCCCUUUCCUCACCAUGCUCACAUCCUUUUUAUUCGAUUUUCUUACCCACCCUCGUUGUAUAAUUCCCUUUGGCUCUUGCAAGAGAAGCCAGCAAGAAAUUAGGUCUCUAGUAGAAGAAACUAAUCGACCACAAUCAAUGGAAUCACAAUUAUCUCUAUCUCUGGCA
Molecule: messenger RNA, 3593 nt
Organism: Somion occarium
Lineage: Eukaryota; Fungi; Basidiomycota; Agaricomycetes; Polyporales; Cerrenaceae
Source: the annotation of a GenBank genome assembly